This is a messenger RNA of Mus musculus (house mouse), 6253 nucleotides long. It is a transcript of the gene Lman2l, whose product is annotated as lectin, mannose-binding 2-like. The transcript is spliced from 9 exons. The record is from RefSeq and is a predicted model, not a curated record. The coding region runs from base 420 to 1085 and encodes 221 amino acids. Gene Ontology annotation, cellular component: Golgi apparatus; endoplasmic reticulum membrane; membrane. NCBI's taxonomy places the organism in Eukaryota, Metazoa, Chordata, Mammalia, Rodentia, Muridae. Gene Ontology annotation, biological process: protein transport.
GGGCGGGCUUUUUGAUGAAGGGCCGGCGGUGGGAAAGAUGGCGGCGGCUUCGAGACCCUCCUGGUGGCAGCGGUGGCGGCGGCGCGCGUGGGCUCGGGACGGGGCCAAGCUUUUGCUCUUUCUCCUUCUGUUGGGGUCUGGGCCGGGGCCGCGGCAUGUCAGGGCGGGUCAAGCGGUGGAGUACUUGAAACGGGAGCACUCGCUGUCGAAGCCCUACCAGGGUGUGGGAACAAGCAGUUCUUCGCUAUGGAACCUGAUGGGCAACGCCAUGGUGAUGACACAGUACAUCCGCCUCACUCCAGAUAUGCAAACCAUGUUUCCUGAAAGACUGGGAACUGCAGGUGCACUUCAAGAUUCACGGCCAAGGGAAGAAGAAUCUGCACGGAGACGGCUUGGCAAUCUGGUACACAAAGGACCGAAUGCAGCCAGGGCCUGUGUUUGGAAACAUGGACAAAUUUGUGGGGCUGGGAGUGUUUGUAGACACCUAUCCCAAUGAGGAGAAGCAGCACGAGGCCCAGAAGAGGCGCUAUUCUCCAGGAGUCCAGCGGGUAUUCCCCUACAUCUCAGCCAUGGUGAACAACGGCUCCCUCAGCUAUGAUCACGAGCGGGAUGGGCGGCCUACAGAGCUGGGUGGCUGCACAGCCAUUGUCCGAAAUAUCCGUUAUGACACCUUCCUCGUGAUUCGCUAUGUCAAGAGGCAUCUGACGAUAAUGAUGGAUAUUGAUGGCAAACAUGAGUGGAGGGACUGCAUUGAGAUGCCCGGGGUCCGGCUCCCCCGGGGCUAUUACUUCGGCACUUCCUCCAUUACUGGGGAUCUCUCUGAUAACCAUGAUGUCAUUUCCCUCAAGUUGUUUGAGCUGACUGGAGUGAGGACCCCAGAAGAAGAAAAGCUACAUCGAGAUGUAUUCCUGCCCUCGGUGGACAAUCUGAAGCUGCCAGAGAUGACAGUGCCACCAACGCCCCUGAGUGGCCUGGCUCUCUUCCUUAUUGUCUUCUUCUCCUUGGUGUUUUCCGUAUUUGCCAUUGUCAUCGGGAUCAUACUCUACAACAAAUGGCAAGACCAGAGCCGGAAACGCUUCUACUGAGCCCGCUGCCAUCAGUCCCUCUACGGUGUUUACCAUAAGGUGUGGGUCUGAGCAUACAGCCUAGCGAGUCGGCCCAUUGUUCAGGGACUGUGUUCUGUCACUGGAGAUUUGAAUGCUAGGAGCCUGCAUCCUCAUGGUCAUCCACGGGAACAUCUCACUGGCCCAGGAUACCACCACAGGGCCGAGCAGCUGUGGCAUGCCUUUCCCUGGAGUCCUUCCAUUUCCGAGUACAGAGACAUGGAGAAAUACCUGCUGUGAUGCCUAAAUUACACAAUUGGGCAGAUAGCCUAAGUGUGGACUGGACACAGUAGGCCUUCCAUUGCAUUUUAGAAUUCCCAAAUAGGAAACCAGAACCGGUACACUCUGGAGACCCACUUACUGGUCUUUGCUUUGCCCAUGCCUCUUUCUACUUCAGGAGCUCCUUGGCAAUCUGGAUGGAGACUUCUCCCUCACCCGCCUGUCUCCCUCCACUCACCGUCCUCUUUAUAUGCAUCCUUAGCUAGGAAAGAAGUUUGCCGCUCUCAUUAGCUGGACCUGGGGCUUCCUGCAGCCUCUCAUUGCUUCAGCCUCUUCUCUGCUGGGUGGAUCCUGUUUCUGACUGUGGCUGUGUCUUCUGCUUUCCUCAUCAAAGGAAACCUUCAGGCCUUUGGAUGGUUUGGCUAAAAGUUGUUACAACUCAAGAGAAGCUUGGAGGAGUUGACAGAUGCUGUGAGGUUAACUCUGGAAUCAUCCAGGUCCAGGUGUGCCUCAGAGAGCAGUGUUGGCUGCGUCUGGACCUGCUGGAGCCUGCUUAGUCGCAUGUGUUGUGUUUGUCCUGAUUCUGCUCUGAGUGUUGGAAGUGAUAAGCAGCUUUCUUCUUACUCCCUGGACUUGGACAUGGCCCCAAGAUGCUUGGCCUCUUACUAAGAAGAAACAGUUGGUAAUCUGUUACACAUCUCUGAGAGUGAAAGCCCUUCAUCCUCUGUGCCUGGAAAAGUUGUGGUCCUGGAGCAGCAGCACAGCUUGAGUGCCCUUGUGUGUCACCUAUUACACUGCCUUAUUCCACAAGGGCCACAUGCUGCUCACCUAUCUUCUCUGUGGUUAAAUUGGUCACAGGCUAGUCUCCCUGGAGGGCCUGGCACAGUUCUCUGUAGCCCGAGGAAAAGGCUUCAUAAAGUAGCUGAUGGAACCACUCAUGAGUUCUGGCUCAGUGGCCUUCUUGUAGUGUGGGCUUGGUUGGGGGCUCCAGCCUUUUUCCUGAGCCUCAGGUGUGUCUGCUGUCAUCCUGCCCCUCCUGGAUGGUUGGGAAAACCCUCACCCAUCCCUUACCCCAUCCGUCCAUAGACGAGGAGGAAGGUCACCCUAGCUGCAGGUGAGAGUUCAUCUCAGCCCCCUGUCUAUGGGAGUCUGUGUUGUCCUUACGCAGGAGAAAAAAAGAUGGGGUGCAGGAAGCCUUACACCUUCCCUCAGUAGCAUAACAGCUUAAGGGGAACCAGGGAACAAGCUGGAAUAUAGGUUGGCUCUAGUAUUAGGAGUGCUGAAAAGUAAUCGUAGUUUUGUCUGCUUUGAGUUUAUCUCAAAGGUAGAUUGAGUGGGUCCCAUGGUAGAGGAUCUAAGUGGUCUGUUGAGAUGACUCUCACUGCCACGGGACUGAAAGGAUUUGCCCACAGGAAGAGUGAGAGAGUGAGUCAGGUUAGCCUAACUCCUGCUCAUGAGCACCUUGAUGCUUUGAAAGAGACCAGAAGAGAGGCUCUGCAGUCCUCAUGUAGCCUGGGAACUAGUCUUUUCCCUUUUGAAAAAUGUGUACAAGAAAGCCACCCAUGCACACACCUUUAAUCCCAGCACUCAGAGGCAAAGGCCAGUGGGUCUCUGAGUUCAAGGCCAGCCUGGUCUAUGGAGCAAGUUCCAGGACAGACAGAACUAUACAGAGAAACCCUAUCUUGAAAAAUUGAAAACAAAAAACCAAGCCAAUUAAAAACAAACCCUACCCAUCCAGCAUCCUGCAUCCUGCCCCAGCUCUGGUUUUAUUAUUGUUGCAGAAGCAAAUGUUUUCCAUGCUGAGUAAGGCUGGAGGUGGUGCCUGUCCUGGUGCGGCUCUUGUGCCCUCACACUUGAGUGGAAGCUGUGGCCUCGAUGUAUGGCACACGGUUACCCUUCCCCUGCCAAGGACUAGAUAGGGUGAUUAAAUAUGGCAUCGCUUCCCAAGUCUCACAGAGAUGCCAUUUUCAGCCUUUCACAUUGUCUUCCAUCCCAACCCCCAAGUCUUAGGUUGGCUCUGUUAGAAAAAUGAAUUUAUUUCAAUAGAAAAUUACAGCUCUGCUCUUCUUGUCAGAAGUGAUCUCUAAACAUGUAUGAGUCAGAGUGUGCACAGCUUCUUUGAUGUGCCCUAGAAGACUCAAACAAGAUCUGCCAGGAAGCCCGAGGCACAGGGUACUUGGCAGGUGGGAGAAAGGAAGGCCAGAUCACGGAGCCUCAUGGAGCUGGAGCCUCUGGGAAGACAUGGCUUGCGUGAUAUGUUGAGCCCUCCAUGGUGAGAAUGGAAGAGUUGAUAUUGCUGGUGUUCACCGUACCGAUGAGAUUGACUAUUUUAAUGGGAGAAGACAGCCGGAGUUGAGGUUUGAUCCAGUUCAUAGCGAAAUAGCUCUAGAGAAAAGAGACAUCAGAGUAGUCUAAAGUAGCAACUUAAAUGUGCUCUGAGAGCUAAUGCAAGAGUGGCCAGUGCCAUUGUCCCUUCCCCAUGGGUUAGCACUCACCGGAGCAGAAUAGACGAAGUUGAGCAGUAUAAACCCUAUAACCAGUGUCACCACUAAGCAUAUGAUUUUGGAGCGGUAGCGUUUGCAGACAGCAUAGCAGAAGUUUUUAAUAGGUGACUGGUACCACAGUAAGAAGGAAUCAUUUCGCCUGCCCGUGACAGGGACAGAGAGCAAGAGCAAUCUUCAGGUCAAGAUCCAGAGCAAAGGGCUUCCCUUUUUUUGACAGGUUGGGAGUCCCUUACACUCAACCUCAGGUCUUAUUUUCUGAUGUCAACUAAACCAGGUAGGAGGAAGUAGCUGUCCCUCUCCACACAGAGGCCCACCAGCCACCACCACCCUGUACCAAGUAGGAAAAAGCUGGGCUUUGCACCACCGCCCUCCAGGGCCCUUACUCAGGAGGAUGAAGCAUAGGGAACUGGUUGGGUUCGGACUGGCCUCGGCCGGCUGGCCUGAUUAGAGCUUCUCUCUCUGAUAGCAUCUCAAGAGUCAUCUUGACUUUACCCUAGGAAUACCAAAGGACAGAGCAGGGGCUGCCGUGUCAGACAGAGGGCAAGGUCGUCUCAGGACCACUUCCCUACCACCACAAAGGAAAAGAGGUUUGGCUGCAGCCCCCCAGAAGUUUGCUAGAGAGGUCCUAUUCACUAAACACAUUCCCCAGCCCCUACCGACAAACGCCACUUGUCACCAUCUAGGACCUGACAAGGCCACCAUCCAGUUACAUUGGUCUUCUUAAAGAGAGAGAUACGCUUCUGUGGGGUGAAAGGCCAUUUGGAGUCAGUCUCCAUCAUCUUGAGGGAACAUUGCUUGAUGUUCUGAGCCGGAAGGGGCAUGUCUGAUAAAUCCAGCUCCAAGACCCCUGAGGCCAGAGAAAGGCUGUUGUCAGCAAAAGGAGUUCCUCAUCCCAUGUCACAAACCCUACAUCAGGACCUCACCUAAGAAGUCAUCUGGGGAAAAGAAGUCAUUGUCCCAAAUCUGGAUCAUGAGCCGGGCUGGAAACUUCGUUGAUGUGGGAUCCAGGCUCCAUAUGUAGUCCUGGAGGAUAGCAGAAGGCUGUUAGUGGCCUGCUGCUUGGAUAUUUUUCUCAGAUACCUACUUGUCCUCUAGUGACAGACUAUCAAGGAAGAAGAGUUCUGCCUGAGGACAUGACCUAACAUCCUGGAACAGCUUGCAGGUCUCUGAAAGGAGGGGGUAAUCUCUUGGAGCCUAGGCCUCUUUCCCUCUUUCUCCUCCCCACCCCUUCCUUACCUUCUGACUUUGGACACAUGCACGCUCCGUUGUCAGAUAGUCCAUGGUAAAGAUGAACCUCCAGUUGAAGGUGGCCUCCCCAGUCAAGGAGUGGUAGUGGACAUCUGUCUUCUGAGUAUCCUCCUCUAGCCCAAAGAGCCACCUGGGGACAGAGUCCUUUUACCUUGGGUUCCUGUGUGUGGUCCUCAUCCCCCAGACAGGCGCAAGUGGUGAUGGAGGUGUUCCCCUUAGGACUAGGAGGCUCUAGCAGGGUAACAGAACCAGGGAGCUAGGUGGCCCUCUGGAGCCCUCCUCCCCUGCCUGCCUUACCCUUUCACGUAGAUAUCGCUCAUUUUCUCUUUACUGAAGGUCUCUUGGACCAGGUCCACUUCAGCUGUGCUCCAGAUGAUACAACGCAGUUGGUACCUGCAGCCACUGUGCUCUGAGGCUAGGGUGAGAACCCACCCCACAGCCACAAACAGCCUUGCCUGCCCACAGAGCCUGGACUUGGGCAAUAAAGCUCGUUCUAAUCUCAAUUGAGAGUUUCUACUCCCUGGGCUUGUAGGCAGCGGCACCCUGCACCCCGGGGGCUGAGCUGGAGCUCCACGCUCAGGAGCUGAGCUUUAGCGUACUCACCGUUUAGGCUUCCUGGGGCUGAUGUUGACUUGCGGCCCAGGAGGCCCCAGCAUCUUGGGGAAGAUAUCCACCCACAUUUGUAUUUUUCCCUAGAGUCAGAAUGGAUUUGCUGGUUGGGGGUUGCUGGUCUCUUUGGACUUGGAUGGCAUGAGGAUGUGACACAUAGGUUGGACUACCACCCAGGGGCAGGGCUUAGAGGUGACAAGUGACAAGUGUCACCUCCUGGGAGGUGACAGUGACCACCUGCCAGCUCCUUUAACUUUUGCCUGGGAAGGCAAGUGAGUAGGGAUGAAGGAUCUGGCUCAGAGAGUCCAAGUGGCCAUUGAGCUCUCACUUAUGGCUGGGUAGGGGGCGAGGAGGUCGUGCUAGAUGGCCUGUUGGUAGGAUCCAUGCUGGGGCUGGGCCUCUUGUACUCACAGCAUGGAAGCCCUAAGUAAGAGGAAACUAGAUAGGAAGGUCCUAUGUGUUGUGUGGCCACAGCCUAAGGAUAUUAAGCCAGCCACAAAGUAGUUGAGAGAUACAGACAGACAGACAGACAGACAGGCAAUAUGAGAAUUAGUGGUGUAAAUGGUAAAA